Lycium ferocissimum is the source of this 1035-nucleotide messenger RNA. RefSeq lists its product as uncharacterized. NCBI's taxonomy places the organism in Eukaryota, Viridiplantae, Streptophyta, Magnoliopsida, Solanales, Solanaceae. Bases 208 to 705 code for a protein of 165 amino acids. The transcript is spliced from 2 exons. The record is from RefSeq and is a predicted model, not a curated record.
UGCAGGAUUAAGGCCACAGUAACUCCUAGCCUUGCAACGCAGCUGGUUGGACACCUUUAACUUAUUCUCCUGCUUCAUUUGGCCUAGUCGUGCCUCAUGACAAUGGCUUUCUCAAAAAAGUAAGGUACAUCUUCUUUAUCAAACCCUUCCACCUUAACUUCCACCUUCUGGAGUAAUUACUGAAUACUGAUAGAAGAAAGGGAAAAAAUGUGUACCUGGUCGCAGAAAGAUAGAUCUUCUGACGUGCAGAAUGCAGCCUUCGACUCGGGCACGUUCCUUUGCAAAUAUAUCAGUCACAACAGUUGCAUUCUUGAACGAGCGGGAACCUCUCCUCAUCAGCAGUGUAAGUCUUAUAAUUGGAAAUCCUCUUUCAUUUGUCUCUCUACCUUUGCCUGCAGGAUUAGCACCACAGUAACUCCUAGCCUUGCAGCGCAACAGUUCGAACAUCUUCAGCUUAUUCUCCUGCCCCAUUUGACUUAUCUCAUGCCUCAUGACAACAGCUUUCUCAAAACAGUAAGGGAGACGCAGAUAGUGCUCUUGAUGGGCUAUGGCAGAAGAAGAAAGCUGAAGUUGGACAACAAUGAGAGUUUUCUGUUCGCUGUUACCAUUCUUAAAAAAAAAAAAAAAAAAAAGAGAGUUUCUAUAUUAUUUUUGUAUUACCAGCAGUUCUUUAUUGUUGUUAAAUUGUUUAAGAUUUGUGUUUAAGAUUCAUUAUCAGGCAAAUGGAACUUGCUUUUUAGUAUUUUAGUGCAGUACUUGAUUUUCUGCUGUUAAAGAAAUAUUUUGGAGAUUGGGAACAAUAUGAGCUGUUUUAAUCAGUUAGCUUUGCUUCAUGAGCCAUUUCUUUUAGUUGCUAAAUACUUGGCAACAAACUUGUGUUCUCUGGAACUGGCCCUAUGCUUUCUUUUUUGUGUUUUUAUUGUAUGCCCUCUUUUAUUUUUAAUGAUGACUCUGUCUGAGACAGCUUUUGUGCAUCUCUACUAUUUCGUUGGGUAUUUGCUACUUCCCAUCAGCAUAGGUACUUGGUAACUCUUA